UCUCUGCGAAGAAAAGAAAAAGAAACUCGCUCUUCUUUAGAAAUAUGGAGGUCACAGAGGUUUAAGCCCAGAAAACCCAGAAAAAGUUUCUUGUUUUCUUUCUCUCUGAGAGUGAUGCUGAGGAAGAGAUCCACAGGGACAGGUUCUAGAAGCAGGCAAGCUCUAACAAUGGCGGAUUCUGCUGCUUCUUCUCCGUUACAGUCUCCAUCGGGAAAUUACAGAAACCCCACUUCGUCUUCUUCUUUCUUCAGCUCGCCGGGGCUUUUCACGAACCUCACUUCAAAAGGGUUCUUCGAAACUGAAACGAUCAUGAGCCCAACCUCCAUACUUGAUUCCAAUAAACCCUUCUCCGUCUUCAAAAACCCUUUUUGGUCUGAAACGAACAGCCCCAGAACACCGCCUUCUUCUUCCCUUGAACAGCCCCGGCGUUAUUGGGAUAAGCUCGAUUCGAAACCAGUGGGUCUCGGCCUUGUUGAUUCUCUCAUUGACGACGAUCAAAACCCGAACUUUUCAUCCAAACCCGAUAACCGAAUGGUCGUUUUCGGAUCCCAGCUGAAGAUCCAGAUUCCCUUGAUUGCUCCAUCGGAAUCGAUGAAGCCGCCGGAGAAGAAAUCUGGGUUUGGAUCUGCGAGCUCGAAUUAUUCGCCUCGAGUGACCCCAGGUUGUCUCUCUGCGAGUGAGAUCGAGAGCUCCGAGGAGUACACUCGGGUGACCUCGCAUGGUCCGAACCCGAGAACGACUCAUAUAUUUGAUGACUGCGUCAUUGAGAGUAGCUGUUUCGAUGUCGGAAUUGGGUUGUCUUCUCCGGCGACGGCGAUGAAGGAGAAUGAGUUUGGGUAUCCGUCGGAGAGCUUUCUGAGCUCCUGCUUUUACUGUAAGAAGAAUCUUGGCCAAGGCAAAGACAUCUUCAUGUACAGGGGUGAAAGGGCAUUUUGCAGCAGAGAAUGUCGAUACCAAGGGAUUCUGAUGGAAGAAGAAGAAGAAGGGAUGGAAAAAUUGGAAGCAGGGGAAUUUCCCAUAUCCUAGGUUUCCUUCAAAAAACCUUGAAAGAUCUUAGAUUAUUGUACCAUGUUUAACUAGUUCUUUUAGGGUUUUGAACGAUUUUCUGGGGAGAGAAUGAUCAGUCCCACAAAAUCCAUUCCAUCUUUCGUGGGAACCUCAUUGUAAUAUCAAGUUGCUCUGUUUUUCUUGAUUUCUUGUGAUGAUGAUGAGGACGAUGGAAGAAGAAGAAGAAGAAGAAGGGGUUUGGGAAGGCUAAGGUAAGGACUAAGGAAGGCUGUAAUAAAGAUAGUUUUGAAGAAGAAUCAAUGAGUUUUGUCGGGAAAAGUAAAAAAGAAGAAGAAGCUAUUUGUGUUGGAUUGAAUUGAAAAUUGAUGUUGGGCUUUUGUCCACAGUUUUUAGCUUUUUCUUAUUCAAAGUUGGUAGUGAAAACGAUGUAUGCCUAAAAAAAAAACAAGCUUCAACAUUAUCUUUGUUUUUAUUUAUUAUUGAUGAUUGAUUCCCCACAGACAUAUCAAUCAAAUAGAUUGCAAGUGGUAAGUACUUUGCUGCACAAGCACUGUGUGUUUACGUAAGGAAAAAUCAUUUUGCAAUAAUGUGUAGCUUCUCUUAAUUUUUAA
Molecule: messenger RNA, 1619 nt
Organism: Neltuma alba
Lineage: Eukaryota; Viridiplantae; Streptophyta; Magnoliopsida; Fabales; Fabaceae
Product: FCS-Like Zinc finger 8-like
Exons: 3
Coding region: 115-1026 (303 amino acids)
Source: RefSeq, a predicted model, not a curated record